This is a messenger RNA of Salvia miltiorrhiza (redroot sage), 2230 nucleotides long. Its product is annotated as probable polyol transporter 4. The record is from RefSeq and is a predicted model, not a curated record. The coding region runs from base 293 to 1891 and encodes 532 amino acids. Lineage: Eukaryota; Viridiplantae; Streptophyta; Magnoliopsida; Lamiales; Lamiaceae. Gene Ontology annotation, biological process: transmembrane transport. The transcript is spliced from 2 exons. Gene Ontology annotation, molecular function: myo-inositol:proton symporter activity. Gene Ontology annotation, cellular component: membrane.
AUCAAACCUUGGACAAGUAAAAAGUCAAGAACGUGUGAUGGCAUUCUGCAAACCAAAUAAAAAAAUAAAUUAAAAAAAGAAUUAACAAAAAUGGGAUUUUCUUACAUGAACCAAAAAGAAGUUCCCCACUUGUCAAUUAAAAGUCUUCAUCACUCCCAAUUUCAGAUCUGCAAAACAAGCCCUCUUCUCCCCCAACCCCCACACCUGUCCACUGUUUCAAGAAUCUAAGCUGAGAGCUCUUGAAACCGUUGCAAAGUUCCGUUUUUUCGGUUGGAAUCGGCGGUUUGGGGAGAUGGGCCUGCCCAAAAUCCAAGAAAAUGGGAACGUGGAGAUGGGCUUGCCGUUGGGAGCCAGCAACAAAUACACAAGAAUGGAUGAUGACUCUGAGCUGAGAAACGGCGACGUUUUUGGUGAAGAUUAUGAUGCGGCGGAGCACCACCGUCAGAUGCAGCGGAGCAAAACCACUCGGAAAUAUGUGUUUGCUUGCUCUGUUUUCGCCUCUCUCAACAGCGUGCUUCUUGGCUACGAUGUGGGAGUGAUGAGUGGAGCAAUCCUCUUCAUUCAAGAGGAUUUGAAGAUAACAGAGGUGCAGCAAGAGGUCCUCAUCGGAAUCCUAAGCGUAAUGUCCCUUUUAGGCAGCCUAGGCGGCGGCCGGACCUCCGACGCUAUCGGCCGGAAGUGGACGAUGGGGCUGGCCGCCAUCGUCUUCCAGCUUGGGGCGGUCGUGAUGACCUUCGCCCCUACGUUCAGGGUCCUGAUGAUUGGGAGGAUCCUGAGCGGCAUUGGGAUCGGAUUUGGGGUCAUGAUCGCGCCCGUCUACAUUGCGGAGAUCUCCCCGACCAUCGCACGGGGCUCGCUCACCUCGUUCCCAGAGAUCUUCAUCAACUUAGGGAUCCUCCUCGGAUACGUCUCGAACUACGUGUUCUCCGGCCUCCCCGCGCACACAAACUGGAGAGUGAUGCUUGCCGUCGGGAUCCUGCCGUCGAUCUUCAUUGCAUUCGCGUUAUGCAUCAUCCCGGAGUCGCCUAGGUGGCUUGUGCUGCAGGGUCGGAUUGAGGAGGCGCGGUCUGUGCUUCUGAACACGAAUGAGCACGAGGCGGAGGUCGAGGAGAGGCUUGCCGAGAUCCAGCUGGCGGCUGGGCACGGCAGCGGUGACGGGGUCGAGCAGAAGGCCGUGUGGCGUGAGCUACUCAGCCCGUCUCCAGCUCUUGCGAGGAUGUUGAUCGCGGGGUUCGGGAUCCAGUCAUUCCAGCAGAUCACCGGCAUUGACGCGACGGUCUAUUACAGCCCAAAGAUCUUUCAGGCAGCCGGCAUUGACGAUAAGUCGAAGCUCCUCGCCGCGACCGUCGCAGUUGGGGUGACGAAGACUGCCUUCAUAGUCGUAGCUAUUGUGUUGAUUGACAGAGUUGGGAGGAAGCCUCUGCUCUACGUGAGCACCAUCGGCAUGACAGUGUGUUUGUUUAGUGUCGGAAUGACUAUGUCGUUCUUCGGGGAAGGAUCAUUCACGGUGGCGAUGGCCAUUCUAGGCGUCUGCGGCAACGUGGCCUUCUUCUCCGUUGGGAUAGGCCCCGUCUGCUGGGUCCUUACGUCGGAGAUCUUCCCGUUGCGCGUCCGUGCGCAAGCAUCGGCUCUCGGGGCCGUCGGGAACCGGCUCUGCAGCGGCUUCGUCGCCAUGUCGUUCCUCUCCGUCGCGCACGCCAUCACAUUCGGGGGCACGUUCUUCCUCUUCUCAGCGAUCUCCGCGGUCUCCGUGGUGUUUGUGUACCGGUGCAUACCGGAGACGAAGGGGAAGUCGCUCGAGCAGAUCGAGCUGCUGUUCGAGGAUCGGUAUGAGCUGCAGGAGAGCGAGGUUCAGCUUGGAGACGCCGAACGUCUGGUGCAGAAGGAGUGAGCCGCGUAUCUGGAAGAACGAUGUUUUCGACUGCACGAGAUUGUCGACACACCGACCACGAGACGAAGGCCGGAUCCUUUCGAUCGACGUUGGAGGAUUCAAUUUGUGGGAAUCGGACAAGAGAAGGUGUUGGUUUUGUAGGAAAGUGGUUGUGGUUAGUGAUUGCAGGUUCUGAACUGCUUGAAAGAAGCCUAUUUGCAUAGCUCAUUCUUUUGCUGCAUAUAGUUUUUGAAGGUGCACGACGUCGUAUCAUUUAGGUUUGAAAUGUGAAACCGAUGUACUAGAUUUGUUCCUUGUGUUACUGCAAUAAUAAUCCUACAAAGAUGCAAGAUAUAUUAA